UUCAGUUCAAGGGAUUGUACUCCCUGAAUUCUAUCAAUAUAGAUCAUUGUAGAUUUUCUCUGAUCUCAAGCAGAUGCGUAUUCUGAUUCUGUCAUUAAGUUAUGUCGUUAGAUCAGACAGUAUGCGAAGAUCUGAAAGCUUUCGAAAGACGACUCACUGAAGUUAUCGCCAGCCUGCAACCAGCUACUACGCGAUGGAGAAUGUUGUUGGGUUUAAUGUCUAUUUGCACUGCCAUUGGUGCUUGGCAUUGGUUGACAGAUCCCAAUACGUCAGCAGUGUCCUUUACGCAGAGUUUAUACAAUCAUCCAUUCUUCACAAUGGCUAGUAUAAUAUUAGUGAUAUUGUUUAUGAUGGGAGUGCAUAGACGAGUAAUAGCACCCAGUAUUAUAACUCAGCGGGCCAGAAGUGUGCUUGGUGAUUUCAACAUGAGUUGUGACGACACUGGAAAAUUGAUCCUGAAGCCUACGAGACCUCCUCAUCCCCAUGAGACUUAGAGUGUUUGCAGCAAUAAUAAUUAUGAAUGUCAAGUGUUCUUUUUUGUGUGCUACAAGAUUGUUCAAAAUUCUGACGAGCUGAGAAUUUAUAGCUGUAUAUUUAAGCCUUAUGAGUUCUAGUUA
Mycetomoellerius zeteki is the source of this 617-nucleotide messenger RNA. RefSeq names its product CTD nuclear envelope phosphatase 1 regulatory subunit 2 (gene Cnep1r2). The transcript has 4 exons. Lineage: Eukaryota; Metazoa; Arthropoda; Insecta; Hymenoptera; Formicidae. Gene Ontology annotation, cellular component: Nem1-Spo7 phosphatase complex; cytoplasm. The coding region runs from base 102 to 494 and encodes 130 amino acids. The record is from RefSeq and is a predicted model, not a curated record.